CCAUUAAUUUUUCUAAGUGUAUAUACAUAUUUAUAUACAAAUAUGGAGAGAACCAGAUCGUUUCUACAAUCGCCUACAUAUGGAAAUGUCAUCACUGUUCUUAGCAUCGAUGGCGGUGGAAUAAGAGGAAUUAUUCCAGGAACUAUCCUUGCCUUCUUAGAAUCUGAGCUUCAGAAAGUGGAUGAAGACGAGAAUGCAAGGCUAGCAGAUUAUUUUGAUGUGAUUGCAGGAACUAGUACAGGUGGACUUCUUACUGCUAUGAUAAGUGCCCCAAACGAAAACAACAGGCCUUUGUUUUCUGCUAAAGAUAUCAUCGACUUCUACCUCCAACACUGUCCUCAUAUCUUCCCUCAAAAGCAUAGAUGGUCAUUUGGUGGAGUACUAGUCCAAAUAUUCAAGUCUCUAAUGGGACCAAAAUACGACGGUAAGUAUUUGCAUAAGCUGCUCAGAGAAAAAUUAGGUGACCUGAAGUUGCACCAAACUCUCACUAAUGUCAUAAUUCCAACAUUUGAUAUCAAGCGUCUCCAACCUAUUGUCUUCUCUAGCUAUGAGGUAAAAAGGAACUCAAGCCUAGAUGCUAAGUUGUCAGAUAUUUGUAUUGGAACCUCAGCUGCUCCAACCUAUCUUCCUUCUCAUUCUUUCCAAACCCAAAAGCCUAAUGGUCAAGUUAGAGAAUUUCAUCUCAUUGAUGGCGGUGUUCUCGCCAAUAACCCGGCGUUGGUCGCUAUAAAUGAAGUGUCGAAAGAAAUUCACCAAGGGAAUCGUGACUUCUUUCCAAUAAGGCCAACAGAGUUCGGGCGGUUCCUGGUGAUAUCGAUAGGAACGGGUUCAGCCAAAGCAGAAGAGAAGUAUAGAGCUGAUGAGGCUGCAAAAUGGGGUGUGUUGGGAUGGUUGAACAGUCACCACUCCACACCUUUGGUCGAUAUUUUUACUCAAGCUAGUAGUGAUUUGGCUGAUAUUUUUCUCUCUACAGUUUUCCAAGCUCUCCAUUCUGAGAAGAAUUACCUUCGAAUCCAGGAUGACACACUGGGCGAUAAGGAAUCUUCGUUGGAUAUUACUACCGAAGACAAUCUAAACAAGCUUGUGAAAAUUGGAGAGGAGUUGUUGCUUAAACCUGUUUCAAUGGUUAACUUGGAUACUGGUAUUUAUUCUCCUAAACAUGGAACUACAAAUGGAGAAGCUCUUAGAAGGGUUGCUCAAAUGCUUUCCCGGGAGAGACAAACUCGUGAAGCAAGAUCACCUAUGGUAAAGGUAACGGGUGUUAAAGCUGCUACUACACGUGACAGUAAAUAUACUCUAAGAUUAUAAAUCAAUAUAUAGGAAAUUCUCCUACAGGCCUCACUUUAGCCCCUACUAAUGUGGCUCUCAGUGUUCUCGACUCAUGAAUAGUUUUUUAUACGAUUUUUUUAUGACCAUGUAUAUUGUAGCUAUUUAGAGCAUCUUGUAAAUCUUCAGAAAAUUCCGAAUAGUUUACAGUACCGAAAACUAAGUUCAAACAUAUUGCACGUGUGAUUUUUUUUUUUUAUGCGUGUGAAAAUCAACAUGUUUGAAUCUAGUUUUCGUUACUGUAAACUAUUCAGAAUUUUCUGAAAAUUUGUAUCAUGCUCUAAAUAGCUACAAGAUACGCGUUCAUAAAAAAAUCGCGCCGAAAUCUAUUAACGAGUCAAGAAAUACUAAAAGCCCUACUAAUAAAGCUUAAAAUGAAACUUUUAUAUAAAAAAAAAAAUUGUCCUAUAUAUAUUUCGAAUGAAUUGAAGGACAUCUAGAUUUGUAAUAUUUAAAGUUUCCACUUUAUGUUUCAAUUAAUAAUCAUCCAAUAAUUAAUUUGUUGGUCACAAGGAUA
Messenger RNA from Humulus lupulus (European hop), 1843 nucleotides. Its product is annotated as patatin-like protein 2. Gene Ontology annotation, molecular function: monoacylglycerol lipase activity; glycerophospholipase activity. The transcript has 7 exons. Gene Ontology annotation, biological process: lipid metabolic process. Bases 43 to 1308 code for a protein of 421 amino acids. The record is from RefSeq and is a predicted model, not a curated record. NCBI's taxonomy places the organism in Eukaryota, Viridiplantae, Streptophyta, Magnoliopsida, Rosales, Cannabaceae.